Molecule: messenger RNA, 2594 nt
Organism: Pelobates fuscus (common spadefoot toad)
Lineage: Eukaryota; Metazoa; Chordata; Amphibia; Anura; Pelobatidae
Product: zinc finger protein 737-like
Exons: 5
Coding region: 172-2250 (692 amino acids)
Biological process (GO): regulation of transcription by RNA polymerase II
Cellular component (GO): nucleus
Molecular function (GO): DNA-binding transcription factor activity, RNA polymerase II-specific
Source: RefSeq, a predicted model, not a curated record
CAAGAAUAUUUCCGGUUAAUAGUUUCCGGCUACAUUACGUUACUUUCCGUGGGGCAUCUUACUGCGGAUUGUUUGCACCCCAGGUUAAUUUUGACUGUACACUGCUGAAUAAAAAUCAAACGCACUUCAAAAGGAUAGAGCUCUGUAAAGCAUCUAGUUAACCUACUGAUAAUGAAUAAAGACAAUUAUUGGAUGAUUGAAAAGAUUCUGAAUCUUACUCUGGAGAUUAUCUUCGUACUGACUGGAGAGGAUUAUAUUGUUGUGAAGAAGUCUGAUGUCCAUGUUGCAAAUAACAGCAGUGCACGUGUUACAAAAGGUAUCUGUAGGACCCAGAGCCCCAAUAAAGAGUCUACAUCUCAUUUUCUGUUACAUGACAAAAUCAAUGACAAGAAGAUCCAGGAACUGGCCAACAUGAUCAUUGACCUGCUGAAUGGAGAGGUAUCUGUAAGAUGUGAGGAUGUUGCCCUAUUUUUUUCUGUGGAGGAGUGGAAAUAUAUAGAAGGACACAAGGAUCAUUACAAAGAUGUCAUGAUUGAGGAUGACCAACCGUAUGCCUUAUUCGGUGGACUCGAAGGUCGAAUCGCAGGUGAUGGACUGAUCUCAUAUUCUUCACAACCACAUUGUGCAGACAAAGAUGAAUAUAUAUUUAAAUCUAAAAGGGAAGCACAUUAUGUAAUAGAUAAACCAAGUGGUAGACAAUGUAAAUAUUUUAGAAAUGUUGGAGAGAAAACUGCUUUGCAUGCAGAAGUUGACCUUGCAGGUAUGUACCUACCAACAGAAUGUACUCUGGCAAAAUAUACAUCUAGUAAUGUGAUGGAGGAAUCUGACUUAUAUGAAGUCAAUUCAAUAAAAUCUAAUAUUUAUAUACCAGUGGAACAAAAUCAAGCAGGGUAUACACAUGGACAUAUUUUGGAAGAGUCAACUUACAAUGAGGAAGAAUGUUUAUUUGACAGUGAGAUUUAUACGUCCCAGAACCAUGCACAAGUGCGAUAUAUAUCCCCUUAUAUUAAAAGGGAAAGGUAUGAAGAUGGAAAUAUAAAACAUACUAGUAUUUGUCAUCCUGUAGAAAAUGCACAACUACAGCAUAGAUCUAGUUGUAUGAAAGAAGAAUCCACUUCACAUGAGUAUCUAUCAGAUACUGAGAAUCACGUAGCAUUCAAAUAUUCAUUUAAUCACCUUAAAGACACAAACAAUGAAGAGAUUUACAUAGGUAUUAAUGCUGCAACAUGUCAGACACAAUCAGAAUAUUCUUCGUACAUUGAAGGACACAGCAAACUUAACAGUAACACUUCAAAAGGACAUAAGAACCUUCCAAUCAUGAACUUUGAGGUUGGCAAACAUUUUAAUAAUGAUUCAGCUCCAGGAGAUUGCUACAGAUCCCAUCCUACUCAGAGCUUGUAUCCCUGCUUUGAGUGUCAGAAAUGUUUUACAAGUAAAUCAGAUCUUGUUAAACAUCAGGGAGUUCACGAUCAAGAAAAAUUGUCUUGCUCUAUAUGUGGAGCUUAUUUUACUAACAACUUACAAGUUGUGGAACAUGUGAAAUUACACAAAGGAAAUAGGCCUUAUUCUUGCUCAGAAUGUGACAAGUCUUACACCAAAAAAUCACAUCUAGAUAGACCAUCAAGAGUUCAUACAGGAGAAAAACCUUAUACAUGUUGUGAAUGUGGAAAAUAUUUUACACAUAUCGAAGACCGUACUACACAUAUGAGAAUCCACACAGGGGCAAAACCGUUUGUAUGUUCCGAGUGUGGGAAAAGUUUCAGUCUCAGUGGAAAUCUGAUAAGACAUAAGAGACUUCAUACAGGAGAGAAGCAAUUUGUUUGCUCAGAGUGUGGAAAAUGUUUUAGCCGGGGUGAAAAUCUUAUUAGACAUCAGAUAACUCAUACUGGAGUAAAACGAUUUGAAUGUUCUGAGUGUGGGAAAUGUUUUAAUUAUAACUCAAGCCUUGUGCAACAUCAGAGUAUACACACGGGUGUGAAGCGAUUUAAAUGUUCAGAAUGUGGGAAAUGUUUCAGCCAGAAUGGAAAUCUUCUCAGGCAUCAGAGAACUCACACUGGCGAGAGACCUUUCCCUUGCUUGGACUGUGGCAAAUGUUUUAGUCUGAAGGCUGUUCUUGAUAAGCAUAAGCGGAUACAUACAGGGGAGAAACCAUUUCCUUGUGCUGUAUGUGGCCGCCAUUUUAGGAGGAGGAGCCAUCUGAAGAGGCAUAUGAGAACACACAUGGAUGGGACCUCAAAUGUUUUUGUUUAAGUCUGUUAAAAAUCAUGGAAUGUAAAAACGAAACAGCCUCCUUAAUAUAGAUCCUGUAUUUCGAAAAUAUGCACUUUUAACUAAUGCAGUACACUAAUAAAAAUGGUUUAUUUAUCAAUGCAAAAUAAUGAACAACAAUUAUUCAGUUUAGCUGAUAUUUUUGUUUCUGUUCUCAAUUAGUUCCCAAAGAUUUUUGGUUUAGUAAAUAAACCACAGAGAGUCAAGUAAUGAAUUAACAAGGCAAUGCCAUAAUUUUUUUAAGUUUUUUUUUUAUUCCUCCACUGUAAAUGGACCAUCUGGGCUGAUGGCAAAAACACUUUUGAAAAAGUUCCUGGUGUUAACAA